UAACGUAAAAGCUAUAUAUCAUGGCCCAACUAACCUAUAUUCUAUCCCAAUUUAACUCCUUUCUAUGGAUCAUAUACAAACAUCUACUUUACUUUCCUCUUCUCUUUCUCUGUUCUUCUAUAACAACCUUUCCUUCUUUUUCUCCCAUUUCUUCCUUAAAGUUUCCUACCUUUCUCUAAAAAUAUCUUCUUUUCAUGAAAAACCCAUUUCAAAUCUGGUCUUAAAAUCUUAAACCACCCAUUAAAAUUAAUGGGUUCUAUCACCCCACCCCAAUCUUUUUCGAUUAAAACUCUGACGUUAGUGUUUUUGUUAUCGUCAUUCUCAUCUUUUUCUUCAUCAAAUGUGUUUGAUAUUCGAUCUGCUCGUCUUCUUGAUCUUGCCAUUAGAGAUUACACAGUUGAACUCUUUAAUCAAAACAGUUUCAAAACAGGGGAAGUAAACAAUAUUAAUUUACCAGGAAAUUUUUCAGGAAUUAAGGUUAAUACAGUGAGAUUUAGAUGUGGAAGUUUAAGAAGAUAUGGUGGUAGGAUUAAAGAGUUUUACUUACCUAAAGGUGUUAUGAUCAAUCCUUGUGUAGAAAGAGUUAUAUUAAUUAGACAAGAACUUGGGUUUAAUUGGUCUACAAUGUAUUAUAAUAGUUAUAAGAUUAAUGGGUAUCAACUUGUUACACCAAUUUUAGGGCUUUUAGCUUAUAAUGGUGGAGAUGAUUAUCAAAAUAUUACAAGUCCGGACCCCUUUGAGUUGCGGAUCUUUGCGGAUCUAGAUCCAAUUAAGGUGGAUUUUACUAAUAUUAGUAGGGUAAAUGCAAGGUCUAUAAUGGGUAAAAUGCCUUAUUGUGUUAUAUUUGAGGGUCAAGGUAAGGUAACAUUAACAAGUAUGGUGUCACCACAUGUUUGUGAGGCCAAAAAACAUGGGCAUAUUGGGCUUGUGAUUGAGGAUAAUGGUGCACCCCCGCCGAGUGAGUAUAGUAAGGGGAUUAGCCGGUGGAAGGUGGCGGUUGGGAGCUCGGUCGGGGCGGCUUUGGGGGCCUUCUUGUUGGGGUUGUUGUUGAUUGCUAUGUUUGUGAAGGCAAAGAAGAGGAAUAAGUUGGAAGAGAUGGUGAGAAGGGCUUAUGAAGAGGAAGCUUUGCAAGUUACUAUGGUUGGACAUGUUAGGGCUCCGAGUGCUCCUCCAACUAGAACCGUGCCUAUUAUUGAACAUAGUUAUAGACCACCUUAUUUUUGAUACUAAUUGUGUCCAAAACUAGUUGAUUUUUUGUGACAUGUGUAGUUUGCACUUAAUUAUGCUUCUUUAGUAAGUUAUUUUUUUGAUUUUGUAAUAGUGAAAAAAACUUCUAUAAAAGAGAUUGUUUUUAGUAUGUUAUGAUUCUUUAAACGUGUGAAUAAUGUCUGGUUCAAACUUAUAAGAUUGUGAUAAUAUACAAAUCGUUAUUUGCGUUAGUGAUGGUUCAAAAGUCAAAUUCUUUUGCAUGGAUCUAAAGAUGGAAGUGGGUCGAGCCGGCACGAGGCAUGACAUGUGGAUCGCGCAUCUUGACAUGAUGUCCAUGGUUAUGUGGGAUCAAUCAAAUGAUCAUGCUAAGAUGUGUGGUGAGACAAGCAAUUUUUAGCUUAUGCUAAUACAAGCAAGCAAGAGCUUAGCGAUAAAAAAUUUGGCUCGUGUGAGCAACUUAUGACAUAUGAGCAGUUUAUAGCCACAAGACAUAAUGUAUUAUUGAACAGAUCCAUGAACAUGCUCGGACAAGGUUGUACUCUAUGCCAAACUCGUACACAUGAAGACCUUUGGGUCUCCAAGGUUUUAUUCCUUUGGGAUUUUAGAAUUACAAGAGCCUUAGAGUUAAAAGCAAAGCACUAGGAGUUAUGUAAGGGCUUCAUUUUAGGGUCAUG
Molecule: messenger RNA, 1883 nt
Organism: Amaranthus tricolor (Joseph's coat)
Lineage: Eukaryota; Viridiplantae; Streptophyta; Magnoliopsida; Caryophyllales; Amaranthaceae
Exons: 1
Coding region: 250-1224 (324 amino acids)
Cellular component (GO): membrane
Source: RefSeq, a predicted model, not a curated record